Molecule: messenger RNA, 3675 nt
Organism: Rana temporaria (common frog)
Lineage: Eukaryota; Metazoa; Chordata; Amphibia; Anura; Ranidae
Exons: 21
Coding region: 358-3237 (959 amino acids)
Source: RefSeq, a predicted model, not a curated record
UGUCUCGAAGCGCACACUUUACAAGGGAACACAUUUGUGUUGAAACCUCCGGGAAAGCUUGUACACAAGUGCCCAAGAGUUGGAUACAAGGAACGAUUAUUUAUCCUACAUAGUUUAGGUAGAUUUAAUAGAUGUGAUUAUGGAAAAAUCAAAGCUGUGGUCACAAAUAUGAACUGGAGAGACGUCACCUUUGGCCACAUUCGGGAAGGUGUGAGGAUCGGUGUCAUGUCAGCAAGAGAGAAAUAUUAUUAUUGAAUGCACCAUCCAGAGGAAUUUCAGACCAAGAGUUCAAUUACUAGCAACAGAAUGGAUCAGACUGUGAGAUACACCUUUCCUAAGCCAUAGAUAAGAAAAAUCAUGGAAGAGAUGCAAAGUUACCAGCUCUUUUCCAACCUAAAGCCCACAGACCUGGGGAGAUCUUAUGUCUCCAAUCUAUCACCUCCACAAAGAAAUCCCUACAAUCAAGAAAGUCCCCCCAGUUCAUCCAACACAGAUCCCCCCCAGAGGGACGUUGUUGGGAUCUUCUCCAGAUCUUCUAGUGAGGAUUAUUCCUGGCUGGUGGAACUCCUGAAAUCAAAAAAGACAAUUAUAGAAGUUAGACCUUGUUACAUCUCCAACAAUGGAUUCCAGUUCAUGGAUGAUUUGUCUCAGUGCACAUUUGGGAUUCUGUAUCACACCAAGAACAGAGGAAGAGUCAACAUCACCAACGUCACAGACUCCCUGUAUGAUGAGGAGUUGGAGAACCUCAAUAAAAUACUUGGGAAGGACAAUGUCAUUGUGGUGGUCGAUGAUCUGGAGGACAGCAGUGAGCAGGAGAAGUCUCGGAUCCUGGAGAAUCAGCCCCGUAUUGAAGAAUGGGCCAGUGACAUCCUCCUCAUAUCACAAACACAGAAAGCUGAUACAAGAGAACUUGAAAGAAUACUGGAGAGUGUAAAGCGAUUUUGUCAUCCGUCAGGUUACCCACCACCACUUUCCAACAUAGACCCCUCAGACCAGGGCAGAUCUGGGCAUCCUUCUAUCUCCUCUCCAACACCUGCACAAAGAUUGCCUCAAAAUAAAGGUUUCCCGCAACCACUUUUCAACAUAGACCCCUCAGACCAGUACAGAUCUGGGAAUCCUUAUAUCUCCUCUCCAACACAUACACAAAGAGAGCCUCAAAAUAUAGGUUUUCCACAACCACUUUCCAACAUAGACCCCUCAGGCCAGGACAGAUCUGGGCACCCUUCUAUCUCCUCUCCAACACCUGCACAAAGAAUGCCUCAAAAUAAAGGUUUCCCGCAACCACUUUACAACAUAGACCCCUCAGACCAGGACAGAUCUGGGCAUCCUUCUAUCUCCUCUCCAACACCUGCACAAAGAAGGCCUCAAAAUAAAGGUUUCCCGCAACCACUUUACAACAUAGACCCCUCAGAACAGGACAGAUCUGCGCAUCCUUCUAUCUCCUCUCCAACACCUGCACAAAGAAGGCCUCAAAAUAAAGGUUACCCGCAACCACUUUCCAACAUAAACCCCUCAGGCCAGGACAGAUCUGGGCAUCCUUCUAUCUCCUCUCCAACACCUGCACAAAGAAUGCCUCAAAAUAUAGACAAUUUUUCAAAACAAAGCCGACAAGAUCAAAGACCAAAAGAGUUAAAUGAGGAGACAUCGGCACCAACAAAACCCACCAUUUCUGUCUUCUCCAUAUCAGAAGAGGGUCACAUUGAUUGGCUGAGGAGAUUGCUGUCAUCGGACAUAUUUGGUCACCAACAUGUUACCUUCCAUAGUAUCUCUAUAGAUGAUAAAGGAGAUCUCAGGGAUAUGGAAUUUCAGUGUGAAGUUACCGUCUUAUAUCACACUAUGAAGAGUGGAGAGUUUCCUACCACCCCUCGUGGAGAAUCUCUGUAUCGCAAAGUGUUACAACAAAUGUCGGAAAAACUUGGAAAGGGAAAUGUGGUUAUGAUAAUUGAUGACAUUCAGGCUAAAGAACUGCUGCGGCUAAAGAAGAUAAUUUCUGAGAUUGAGAGAUUAGCGGAAGAUCUCUGUCCCAUUUCACCUAAAGAUAAAGACGAUGAAAUGAAACUGGUACAGAUACUAAAGAAAGUGCGACAAUUCCGCCACAUGUCAGAACAUUCUCACAAAGUGGAUCUUGCUCCACAAACCUCGAAAACAGUAAAUACCCCUCAGAAAACACCAACAUCUCAGGGAUCCAUCAUUGGUGUCUUCUCUGUCUCAGAAGAGGGUCAUAUCGAUUGGCUAAGGAAAAUGAUGUCAUCAGACAUGUUUGGACAAAGAGAAGUCACCUAUCAUAAAAUGCCAUCAUAUGAUAAUGUGGGACUUGAAGAUGGAAAACUUCAAUGUGUAGUGGCAAUUCUAUAUCACAAUAUGAAGACUGGAAAAGUUGUCACUUCACAGGGGGAAUUUCUGUACCAAAAAGCAACAGAUCAGCUGGUAGAAAAACUAGGGAAGGACAACGUGAUUGUGAUGAUUGAUGAUCUGCAAUGUUAUACAGAUAAAAAAUGGGCGACGUGUGUUCAGUCCAGGAUUGAAAAGUGGGCUGGUGAUCUCCUCUACUUCCUUCAAGAAGAAAAACGCAACCGAACGGCGCUGGUUCAGAAACUAAAGAGCCUAAAGUUGUUCCACCAACCUCAGGAAUAUCUUCCAAAUGAAAACACUGUUCAACCAGCACCGGGAAAAUCCUAUACGAUAUCAUCUCCGGCUAGUUCUGUCAUUGGCGUCUUCUCCUGUUCAGAAAAGUCCAAGUUUAGCUGGUUGGACAGACAUUUGUCAUCUAAAGAAUUUGGGAACCACCAAGUCAUAUUUCAUCAGAUUUGUCCUGGCAAUGUGAAGGAAUUUCAUUCGAUGGUAUCAUAUUGUAAAUUCGGGAUCUUGUAUCACUGUAUGGAAUGGGGGUACAAACCUCUCACAGAUCUGGAUAAUUCUCUGUAUGAUGAAGAGCUGAAAUACUUGUCAACUACACUUGGUAAGAGUCGAGUGAUUGUGGUGAUGGAUGAAUUGGGUAACAACGAUAAGGUGGCAAAAUCCUGGACUCUGGAGAAUCAGCCCAGUCUGGGGAUGUUGGCCAGAGAUGUUCUACUCUUCACUAAAUCAGAAAAUGCUCUUCACCAGAAGCCCAACAGAAGUGCGCCUGUAGACAGAAGACUGAGCACAUUGUACGAGAAACUCAACACACUUAAGGAAAUUCUAAAGGAAGGAAUGACUUUUGCUUCAUUUUCAAAUUCAAAAGAAGAUUUGGUAUAACUCCACCUCCGUAUUCUUUAUAAUAUCAAGUUGGUUGUUUCUUAUAAUUUCUCUGCUGAUAUCACUCUAUGUGGCGGCAGGCUUUUGGUAUGGAGAACGUGAGUUCCUUGGACAUCUACCAUCAUCCGAGAAGACCCAUGGGUUCAUACACAGUCCAGAUGUCACUGCCAACAACCCAAUGGGAUUAGUUACACCUCUUUCAAGAGACGGUAGAGCUGAAAAAUAAGUCUACAGCCUUGUAAAAAAAAAACUUACCUAGUAUUACUUUUCUCAAGGAAUGUGCGAUAUUCUUAAAAAUGUAUCUCAGCCCAAAGCCAGUUCUUUCAGUAGGUUUCAUGUCACGCUUCACUAAAUACGGGUUGAGCAAAACAUUUUUUGUGUAAAGCCUCGUACACAGGAUCAGCCCAUCCGAUGAGAACGGUCUGAAGGACCGUUGUC